Molecule: messenger RNA, 2142 nt
Organism: Dioscorea cayenensis subsp. rotundata (Guinea yam)
Lineage: Eukaryota; Viridiplantae; Streptophyta; Magnoliopsida; Dioscoreales; Dioscoreaceae
Product: transcription factor bHLH74-like
Exons: 8
Coding region: 1034-2002 (322 amino acids)
Biological process (GO): regulation of DNA-templated transcription
Cellular component (GO): nucleus
Molecular function (GO): DNA-binding transcription factor activity; protein dimerization activity
Source: RefSeq, a predicted model, not a curated record
CAUGAGCGCUCCACUACACUCCACUCCAUUCAAAUUAGGGUUCAGCAGAGUAUGCCUACGUUCGCUUUGUUCCGGUAUUUGCCUGUUAACUGUUGUAUAUGAGGCAUAUACAACAGUUUGUAUGUGGUUGUGUUGAAGUUGAAAUGAUGAUGAUGAGGAUGAUAAUGGUGGCAUUGGAUAGGAUUUUAGUACUACAUUGAGAAGCACAAGAAGAGAUGAUCAUCAUCUACACUUUUUUUUUUUUUUUCUCUUCCUCAGAGAUAGCACUUGCACACUCAAAAGUGUGCAAACAAUGCACGGGCGUUGCGUAGUUCAAGAAAGGCACCAACUUUCAUUUGGAUGAAAGCUUGUUUGUGGGGGCAUCUAUCUCUUUGGUUUUCAUGGCUGGUGAGUGAAUAGUGAAUCAUUCACUAUUUCUUCAUUACAAUCUCAAUUUAGGGCAUUGAUUCACAGUGAUUCAUGCUUCUCUGUCAGUCAAACAUCUCACAUUUCAAUCUUGGUUUUCAAGUCAGGCAUCUUUCUCUACUUGCUUUUGAUUAGAAUAACUUGUGCCCUAGAAACCCUAUUUUACUCUGAGGGCAGUUGGUUGUGGCAGGUAGCAAACUUAACUACCUUAUAUAUAUAUAUUUAUGUCUGCAAUUUGAGAUCUUUACAAUCCCUAAUUCACAUUGUGGUGAUAAAGUUUUAAUCUUGUGGCAGUGUUAUUUGCAAACCCUAGUUUUUUGUUUACUGAUUAGAUUCUUUGCCUCUUUGUCCCCUUUAUGCUCUGGUGAAAGUUCCCCUUUCCUGCUUGAAUGGCACUUUGCAGUAGAAUAGAUUUGAUCUCAAGGUUAUUAAAGCAAUAGAGACAGCUGGAGGGAUGGUUUUGUCAAGAUGAUAUGCUUGGACUAGGGUUUCUCUUUCUGCAACUGAGUACCACUUUUGCUUUCAAUCUCUCAGGAUAAAGCUGCCAAGGUUUGUUGUUCCUUGUUACCAGUCAAACAAACUCCAUUUCUUGUUUCUCUUUAGCUAAAGUGCUGUUCAUCUUCUGCUAAUGGGUGCUGGUGAUGGUGAUUCCAAUUUCAUGGUUGAAAAGAAACCAGUUCAACUUGAUUCAGGGAUGAUUUCUGCAAAUGUGUAUGAACAGCAUUUCUUAGCUUCUGAUUGGGAUCCAAUUCUGUCAAUGGAUAAUCACGCCAUGAGUUUCGAUGUUUCUGCUGGUUUUUCUCCCUACAUUGUUGGUGUUAGUGAGCAAAUGCCAAACCUUUCCUUCUUCAGCAGCAAAAGACAUGUACCUUCAACUCAUCUUGUUGAUAAUAAUCAUCAAACUGAGACAAAUCUCAAAUGGAAGAAGAGGAAGGCAGUGUCCAAUGAAUUUCAUAUUGAGGUUGAACAGAAGAAGGAUGGCUCACCAGAAUCUGCAAAGAGCUCAAAAGAGAAGGAUGAGAAGAAAGGUAAGACAAGUAAACAUUCUAAGAUCAACACUCAGAAUGCCGAUGCUGGUAAAGACGAUUACAUUCAUGUUCGUGCGAAGCGAGGCCAAGCUACUAACAGUCACAGUCUUGCAGAAAGAGUGAGGAGGGAAAAGAUUAGUGAAAGAAUGAGAUUACUUCAAGACCUUGUUCCAGGAUGCAAUAAGAUUACCGGGAAGGCGAUGAUGCUUGACGAGAUAAUUAACUAUGUUCAGUCACUGCAAAGGCAGGUUGAGUUUUUGUCGAUGAAGCUCGCAGCUGUUCACCCGGAGGUGAACUUUGAUAUUGAGCAGAUUCUUUCCAAGGGGAUCCUCCAUUCGGAAGACGGAAAUGCAGCUGCUACUCUUGGAUUUGGUCCAGGAAUGACUACUACUCACUCUCAUUUGCAUGGAGUAAUUCAGACCGAUGUCAGAAUGUGCAGCAUGCCUAAUUCACAGAUUUCUCCGACAGCCCGAAUACCGAAUGCUUGGGAUCAUGAACUUCAGAAUAUUGCUCCAAUGAGUUUCAUUGACAGUAAAGACUUGAAUGGUGACAUGAAAGUCCAGAUAUGAAGGAAGAAGGCUAUAAUUUCGUCGCUCCGAUCUGAUACAAUGUAUAGUCCAAAAGGUCUAACCAAUUAUUGUCUUCAAGUUUUAGAAAGAAUGACAAGAUAUAUGCAGACCAUGUAUAGUCAUUGAGUUAGCUAUUUGUU